Messenger RNA from Ictidomys tridecemlineatus (thirteen-lined ground squirrel), 1436 nucleotides. RefSeq names its product mannose binding lectin 2 (gene Mbl2). NCBI's taxonomy places the organism in Eukaryota, Metazoa, Chordata, Mammalia, Rodentia, Sciuridae. Gene Ontology annotation, cellular component: multivesicular body. The record is from RefSeq and is a predicted model, not a curated record.
GAUGAGUUGAUCUGAGACUGGGACCUAACUCUUCCUCUCUGUAUUACUGUCUGCAACUUAGUGCCUGGAACUGAAUAAAUGAGAGUUAAGUGGCUCUGGAGGGAAAUCAUCUGCACAGAUACGAAACUGGGGUUUGGGGUUCAGAUGGCACAAAGGGAGGUAGGAGGAGAGAGGGAGCUUCUGCAGACACCUGAUUCUCCUGCCUUCCCACCUCUUAAGCCAACAGGCAUGAGUGAGUGGAGAUAGGUGGUGGUUUUGCUCUCACAGCCACAGAAAGCAUAUUCCCUGUCUUCUAGCAGCAGCAACACCAGAGGCCUGGGCUCUGGUGGUGCCCUCAAAGGACCCUGCUGCAUGUCACUGUGCUGACUUUUGUUAAAUACUAAUCAACAAUGUUACAAGGAAGGUUUCCUUUUCUAAAUACUCACUCUAGAGGCCAGGAAAGGGUCACCCACUAAUUCUUUGCCUGUGCCCAAGUUUCAGGACAAAGGGCAUGUGUGGCAACUAUGGGCUGCUUAACUAAACAAGAUAUCUUUCUUGACUUAUCUCUUAGUAAGCUGAGGACCAUGUUCCUGUUUCUACCAUUCCUUCUCCUUCUUCUGAGUCUGGUGACAUCAGAUACUGUAACCAAUGAGGAGGUCCAAAAGACCUGCCCUGUGAUGGCCUGUAUUCCUCCAGGCAUGAACGGUUUCCCAGGCAAAGAUGGACGUGAUGGAGCCAAGGGAGAAAAGGGAGAACCAGGUCAAGGGCUCAGAGGCUUGCAAGGCCCACCUGGAAAGUUAGGACCUGCAGGCCCCCCAGGUCCCCCUGGAUCAAAAGGGGAAGUGGGUAAAAAGGGAGACCCUGGAACAUGUCCAGCAUGUGACACUAGCAGAGCUGCUUCUGAAAGAGCAGCUCUCAAAGCAGAAUUGGAAAGCAUCAAAAAGUUGCUAUUGUUGUCUGUCACCAAAAAAGCUGGAAAGAAGUUCUUCUGGAACAGUGGUGAAACAAGAAAUUUUGACAGCGCUAAGGCUCUGUGUGCCCAAUUCCAAGCCUCCAUGGCCACCCCCUUGAACGCUGAAGAGAAUCAGGCCAUCCAGAGUUUGGUCAAAGAUUCCGCCUUCCUAGGCAUAACAGAUAAGGAGAAAGAAGGCCAGUUUGUGGAUAUGGCAGGGAGGAGAGUGACCUACGGAAACUGGAACAAGGGUGAGCCCAACAACGCUGGCUCUGGGGAACACUGUGUGCAGAUGCUGUUGGAUGGCACCUGGAAUGACGUCACCUGCUCCUCCUCCUUUUUGGCAGUCUGCGAGUUCCCUGACUGAGGCCACAUGCCCCUCAGCUCCCCCUGUGCCUUUACUGCACCCCGAAGACCUACAGUCUGCUCUGAAGAUGAAGACAUCAAUUUCCCACACCUUGUCAGGAGUUGCUCCUUUUUUGGAGCAUUGCAGAAAAUGAGGAGA